Messenger RNA from Chrysemys picta bellii (western painted turtle), 966 nucleotides. Its product is annotated as olfactory receptor 5AR1-like. Gene Ontology annotation, biological process: sensory perception of smell; G protein-coupled receptor signaling pathway. Gene Ontology annotation, cellular component: membrane. The record is from RefSeq and is a predicted model, not a curated record. Lineage: Eukaryota; Metazoa; Chordata; Testudines; Emydidae. Gene Ontology annotation, molecular function: G protein-coupled receptor activity; olfactory receptor activity; odorant binding.
UCACUGUCAGAUCUCUGUUCAGAGGAGAUGGAAGAGAGAAAUCACUCGGAGGUGACUGAGUUCAUUCUCUCAGGACUGACAGAUCGUCCAGAGCUCCAGGUUCCCCUGUUUGUGGUGUUCCUACUGAUUUAUGGUAUCACCCUGAUGGAGAAUGGGGGGAUGAUCUUGUUAAUCAUGACUGAUCCCCGACUCCACACCCCCAUGUACUUUUUCCUGAGUAAUUUGUCUUUCUGUGACCUCUGUUUUUCCUCGAUAAUUUCCCCUAAGAUGCUGCAAAAUUUCUUAGCCGAGAGGAAAAGCAUUUCUUACACUGCCUGUGCCGUGCAAAUGAAUCUCUCUGUCAUUUUUACAGAUGUUGAGUGCCUGUUGCUGGCUGUGAUGGCGUAUGACCGUUAUGUGGCCAUCUGUAACCCGCUGCUCUAUAUGGUCACCAUGUCCAGGCAGCUUUGUAAACAGCUGGUGGUUGGGAUGUACGCUGUGGGGUUGGUGGAUUCAAUCAUACAAACAUGUUUUACAUUUCGGCUGUCAUUCUGCAGCUCCAACAUUGUCAAACAUUUCUUCUGUGACAUCCCCCCACUGCUGGCACUCUCCUGUUCCGACACCCGCAUCAAUGAGAUUGUGAUCUUUGCUUUCACAUGCUGCAUUACAGUGAGCAGCUUUGUGACUAUCCUCCUCUCCUAUGUCUAUAUCAUCUCCACCAUCCUGCAGAUCCGCUCUGCCGAGGGACGGCGCAAAGCCUUCUCCACCUGCUCUUUCCACUUGACCGCUGUGGUCCUUCUUUUUGGCACAGUCCUCUUCAUGUAUUUACGUCCCACCUCCAGCUAUUCCAUGGACACGGACAAAGUAGCCUCAGCGUUUUACACGCUGGUGAUCCCCAUGUUGAACCCCCUCAUCUACAGCCUGAGGAACACUGAAGUGAAGGACGCUCUGAGGAAAACCCUGAAUAAACUCCUAACCAAUUCUUGA